Frankliniella occidentalis (western flower thrips) is the source of this 444-nucleotide messenger RNA. Its product is annotated as glutamic acid-rich protein-like. The record is from RefSeq and is a predicted model, not a curated record. The transcript has 3 exons. NCBI's taxonomy places the organism in Eukaryota, Metazoa, Arthropoda, Insecta, Thysanoptera, Thripidae. The coding region runs from base 1 to 444 and encodes 147 amino acids.
AUGUCUGCUUCACUUGCAAUAGACCUGGACAUUGGUCUAAUUCCUGCCCUCAGCGAAGACGACGACGAUACCACCACGGGACAGCGGCAACAACAGGAAGAGGAGGAAGAGGAAGAGACGCCAACAACAAAUGAAGACAGCAAUGAUGGAGACGAUGGAGAGGACAGGGAAGAUGAUGAUGACAGCGAAAAAAAUUGUGACACGCCUACAGACUAUGAGGAAGACGACGAAGAAGAUGAUUUCCCACCUGCAGACAAUGAAGACGACCACGAAGAUGAUGAUACAAGUGCUCAGAAUGAAGACUUAAAAGAACAUGAUUCUACAGAUGCUGACAACGGAUCUCUCGGUCCACCUGCUCAUGUCAGAAUCGGACGUGGCCAGGUGUCGGGACGACGAGCUGCGAAUAUGCUCACCGACGGCGGCGAUUCACCAAGGAACCGAUAG